GAUGAAUCUUCGAGUUAUUGGUUUGGAAGCUUUCAAUGGGCUGGUCUUGCAACUCGGCCUUGAAGAUAAUAUGUGAAGUGGGGUGAAGUUGAACAUUUAUGGGUUUUUGGAUUAGAAUCUCUGCUUCUUUAGCUCUGCCGGUGUUGGGUGGAUCGCCUUCUGGGUACCGCAGGGAUGGGAAAAGAGAUGUUGCAUGUUGCAUUGUGAGGUGCAAGAAUUAGUUGGGCAUUGCGAUCGAGGUUCUGGGUUUUAGGCUCGUCGUCAUGUUGCAGGGCUCGCACGUUCGACGUUCCGAAGCCUGGACAAGCACUUUACAUGCUGUUGAAACGCGCAAUGAGAUUAUUGCUAGGCGCUUGUCAUCUCGAAGAACUGGCAUUUGUAGAAUGAGGAAUUUUGAUCGUUUGUGCAAGUGUUCUGGCGCCGUGACCAUGGUUUGCUCAUCGCUGGAUACGUCUUUGAAGAUACCUUGUAAUCAACUUCGCCCGUCUUUGGGAUUCAGAAAUAGAGUAUUGGGUGAGAUUGGCCCGAGGAAGUUACAUAGCAGGCAUUGGAAUGUGUCGAUUGUGAUGGCUGGGCGUCAAGAUGCAGAGAAUACGAGAACUGGAACUAUGAAUAAUGAGACAAGCGAAGGUUUGCGAGAGGAGCUUCUGGUGCCGUCAAUAGUGGACGAAUCCCCGCAGAUCAUGAGGGGCGUCCCAAUGAAUCUAGCAGCUGGUGUAGGUGUCACUGCAGCAGUUAUUAUGAUGACAGUUCUUGGGUUUGUGGCCAAGCCCCGGAACGACGAUGGUGGAGGCUCUGUCUCAGAUCUCAUCAAGAGGGGUCAACUAAGAUCUGACAGGGGAGAUGGAAAAUCGCUGAAAUACGAGGACCCCUUUAAUAACCCUUUUGUUGGUGGAAAGGGAGGAAAGGAGAAUUCAGUUGUGAAAAUGUACGGUAGGCUCUUCAGGGUAGCUCCCACAACACUUACUGAUGAGAAAAGAUUGAGUCACCAGAACAGGCGUGUCCAAGCUUACAGGUGGAAGCGCCCCGUUGUUUUUUUGAGUGAAGGCGAGCCUGUUCCUGAAGGAGUGGAUCCUGAGGAAGUCCGUUGGAUACCAGCUAAUCACCCGUUUGCAACAACUGCAAACUAUAUCGAUGAAGAUUUGGCCCAGCAGAACGUAAUGCAAGUUAGGGGCGUCCCUUCUCGGCUGAAAGCUGAGCACGAAGCACUUCGGAAGAAGAUGAUGGAAGCUGCAAGCAAGGAGCCAGAGUUUAAACUACCUGAUAGUUCCGUGGAUCAGUGGGGCUCCCCUCCUAGCCCUGGUGAAGGCGGUGCAGACGAGACUGAAGGAGAGCGUGGAGAUAGGCGGCAAUUGGAUCGCAGAAGGUCGUCUCCUGUUAAUAAUGGAUCUCCUCGUCUGCGGAACAUAGAUGGAUCUGAGAUCUUGGAUGAGCCCCAAUGAUUUUCCUGUGCGGGACAUCUCCAGCAACUCGGUCUUCUACUGGCCCUUACUGAAAGAGAACCCACAUUUCCAGCUGAAAGAGUGUACCUGUUUCUGAAAACCAUGGAUACAUGGUUCAAAUGUGUCUUUUUAAAAAACGUGUCUGAAUUGGCACGAAAGCGAGAAGACAUUGAUGAGAUAAUAUUUGUUUGAGAGUGCUACCAAAUGCAUUUCGACAGAGAAUGAACACUUCAGUUUAAAUUAAGGAUUCUUAGGUUGAUGUAGAGGCUUUUGUCUUUUUCAGUGUACCAUAUUCUGCACAAUUGCAGUUUUAAUUUCUGCUUUCUUUGAUUUGAGCCCAA
Physcomitrium patens is the source of this 1783-nucleotide messenger RNA. RefSeq lists its product as uncharacterized. Lineage: Eukaryota; Viridiplantae; Streptophyta; Bryopsida; Funariales; Funariaceae. Gene Ontology annotation, biological process: chloroplast fission. The record is from RefSeq and is a predicted model, not a curated record. Gene Ontology annotation, cellular component: chloroplast; chloroplast inner membrane.